GUGAGCGGGGGCGAGAAAGCCCGCCUCGGCCCCCUGACGCAGCGCAGGCCCCGCCCCGCGCGUGACGCCGACGUCAGGCCAGCCCCGGCAUGCUCCGCGGCCGCCCGCGGUCCAGCGCCGACAACAGGAAUUUUCCCCGAGAGUGGCCCCGGCUCAGUUCAGCUGCUGUCCAGACCCGGAUCGGCGACAGUGCCGCUUCCAGACGUUCUCCUGCCGCUCGCCCGCCCGUCCGAGCGCCCCCAGCCCUCCUGCGAGGGCGCCCCGGGACGGAAGGAUCCACCAGUCUGUCGGCGCCCGCCGUUCUCGUGGUCGCCGUCGCCGUCGUCGUGGUGGUAGUCUCCGCCGUCGCCUGGGCCAUGGCCAAUUACAUCCACGUCCCUCCCGGCUCCCCGGAGGUGCCCAAGCUGAACGUCACUGUUCAGGAUCAGGAGGAGCAGCGCUGCCGGGAGGGGGCCCUGAGCCUCCUGCAACACCUGCGGCCUCACUGGGACCCCCAGGAGGUGACCCUGCAGCUCUUCACAGAUGGAAUCACAAAUAAACUUAUUGGCUGUUACGUGGGAAAUACCAUGGAGGAUGUAGUCCUGGUGAGAAUUUAUGGCAAUAAGACUGAGUUAUUAGUUGAUCGAGAUGAGGAAGUAAAGAGUUUUCGAGUGUUACAGGCUCAUGGGUGUGCACCACAACUCUACUGUACCUUCAAUAAUGGACUAUGCUAUGAGUUUAUACAAGGAGAAGCAUUGGAUCCAAAGCAUGUCUGCAACCCAGCCAUUUUCAGGCUAAUAGCUCGUCAGCUUGCUAAAAUCCAUGCUAUCCAUGCACACAAUGGCUGGAUCCCCAAAUCUAAUCUGUGGCUAAAGAUGGGAAAGUAUUUCUCUCUCAUUCCCACAGGAUUUGCAGAUGAAGACAUUAAUAAAAGGUUCCUAAGUGAUAUCCCAAGCUCUCAGAUUCUUCAGGAAGAGAUGACUUGGAUGAAGGAGAUUCUUUCCAACCUGGGCUCACCUGUUGUGCUUUGCCAUAAUGACCUAUUGUGUAAGAAUAUAAUCUACAAUGAGAAACAAGGUGAUGUACAGUUCAUUGAUUAUGAAUAUUCUGGAUACAACUACCUGGCAUAUGAUAUUGGAAAUCAUUUCAAUGAAUUUGCAGGUGUAAGUGAUGUAGACUAUAGUCUGUAUCCAGAUAGAGAACUCCAGAGCCAGUGGCUGCGUUCUUACCUUGAAGCCUACAAAGAAUUUAAGGACUUUGGGACUGAAGUUACUGAAAAGGAGGUAGAAAUACUCUUCAUUCAAGUCAAUCAGUUUGCUUUGGCUUCCCAUUUCUUUUGGGGAUUGUGGGCUUUAAUUCAAGCCAAAUACUCCACUAUUGAGUUUGAUUUCCUUGGGUAUGCAAUUGUUCGUUUUAACCAGUACUUUAAAAUGAAGCCUGAGGUUACUGCAUUAAAAGUGCCUGAGUAAAGAAGAGAUUUCAUUAUUCUCCAGUAGCUGAGCAACGAUUAUGAAUCUUUUCUUAAGAAAUCCCAAAAAGCCAAUAUUAGUUAAAUUCUGUUACUUAAUUUGGUUAUCUUGCUUUAUAAAUUAUGCCUCUAAACAAUCAAUCUAUUUUUUAAAUAGACUGAAUGAUGUCAAGAAAUAUACCUACUGCUGUCAGUAUGUGGUGGAUUAGAAAUGUGUUAAAUCUGCAAAAGGUAUAAAGAUGACAGUUUAAACAUUUCUUUGAUAAUUUAACCUAUGUCGUAUGUGAAUUAUUUAUUAUAAACUUAACACGAUUCUGUGACUUUAUAUCUGUUUCAUGUUUGUUAAGUGUAAGCAAUGAAAAUGUCCCAGAUAAUGUUUUUUAAGUUUUACUUUAAUAAGAUUAAUUUCAGUAAACAUUCUAGUUGUUCAUUGUAACCUUUUUAUCUUGAUGCAUUGUAAGUAAAAUGAAUCAUUUACUUUUUAAAUGCCAGUCAUUGACUGAUGUAGAUAAUUUAGAAUUUUCAUAUAAAAAUAUCUGUUUAGGCGAAAUACAUUCACUGUCUCCGUUGGUGGUACAUCUCGUUGAAUUGAGUAUUAGAAAGUAUUUCUUUUUGUGGGGAAUAUAAUUUAGGAUUAAAUCCCCAUUUCUCUAUGUAGUAUGGCAGUAUAAAUAGGAAUAUUUACCAUAUAAUCUUGGAAUAAGUAUGAAUUAAUGUUACCAAAAUCUGUAUUAAAUAAUGUUUCAAAUGCUAAAUAUGGUCAAGUUACUAUUUUCAGUUUAAAAAAUUUUACAGUAUCAAAUUGUUUCUAACCGAAACUUUUCUUUUACUUAUAGAGAUGCUCUAUGUUUUUGAUUAUUAAAGAGUCACUAGUAUUGCUAAUUUUUGAAACAAAUAUACAAAAUUUGUCAUAUGUGGAAAUAAGAAAAUAUUAUUUAGGUUAAUUGUUAACUAUCCAGAGUCAUUCCUUACAGUUUUGUUUCGUGUUUUAGUUUGGUUCUGUGUUUUUAGAGUGAUAGCAAAUGAUUACUUGAUACAUUUAAGUUCAGAGUUAUAUGUUGAGGCAGUUAAGUAAUUAGAUAAGGAACAUUUAGGGCAUUGAUCUUGUACACUUAAAAUCUGACAAAUGACAAAAUGUGAAUUAAGCAGAAAUAGUAUGGCAGGAGGGCUUUUGUUUUAUUUCUCUUGUUUUUGUUUAACUGUAUUUUUUAUUUUGUUUAAUGGUAAGAGGGAGGUAAUUAUUGUAUGGGAAGAAGUUAGAUCUUUCAGAUAGAUAGGCAGGCUUCAGGGUUUGAAGUGUGCUGUGUGUGGUUGAGCAGUCAUGGUUAACUUUACUUAGAAAAUUAGCCUGACAAGCUUUGCACUUCGGUCACAUAAGUGCCCAUGUACAAAGUUGGCUUACUGGAUCUGCAUAUUCAAAAUAUGCAACUACAAAUUUAUCCUCUGAGAAAUUUUCUGGGGAGUCUGAUGUAUUCCAAAUAACUUAUAUUCUCAGACAAAUGCUUUAAAAUACUUGGAUUAUCUCAAGAUUUUUAAAGCUAAUUAAGUAAAUAGAAACACAGGCCAUUUUAAAUGGUAAAUUCUAGUUACAUAAAUAGAAUCUUAAAAUAUAUUUGUAUCUAUUACAGUGUUAGACCAGAUUUGGUUUCUACCUCCCCAAUGUUAUAAAUGUUCACUUUUGUUUUUCUAAACCAUAUUACUGUAAGAUCAAUAGAAUUUUGCCUAGUUGAUUAAAUGAAUGGAACCAAUUAAGCAACUAGUAGCUUUUUUUAAUGUUAAUGUGAACUUGAAAAAUUGUUUUUGGUGGUUGGAACAUUUUCAUAAAACAGAUAAAGAAUGUGUAAUAGUCUUGUUUUUUUUUUUUUUUUGCUUUCUGCCUUCUAAAGUGCAACAGUAUAUAUCCUGUAGAACUGUGGGAGGAGAGAAGAUAAUUUUUCUACCUUACUGCAUAUUCUCACUUCCAACUGUUUUGAAUAGAGAUUCACUGAGCCAUUGCUGAUAGACUGUGCAUAGCUGCUAGCUGUCACACUAUUGUAAGUUUUUUAGAGAGAUUCAUAGGGAAGUGAAUGUAACCAGGAAUAAAGGCUCUCACUUUAGUCCUGGGAAUAUGGAGUGGAUCUUCGGAACAAAAUAAGAUAUUUAAUCUGUUUUCCCCACUCUGACUAGAUUUUGGGUGUUGUGAUGCUCUUACUUCCCGGGUAGGUUUUUGGGAUCAUGGCGUGGGCUAGCAAUAGGGUUCAGAAUUGUUUUCCUUUUAUAUCGACUAUUUAAGGGAUUCUAAAAGUGGGUAAAUCUCAAAGUGCUCUAAAAUCAUCCCUCUGAAAUUUGUCCUGUGGCGUGCUGAGAUGUCUGUUGCCUUUUUAUGUUAAAAUAAGGAACUUGAAUGCCUUACCUAAUAACUCAACUAGUAGUGAGCUCAUUUUGUAAAUAUGAAAAUGGCUGUUAGAAGUGGCAUUCAUGUAUAUUCAGUGUUAGUCAAUAGACCAUAGUGGCCUGGAUGCUUUAACAAGCAAAAUUCCCUAAUUUUUUUCCUUUCUUCCCCUUCAAACUUGUAUGAUCUCACCUGACCAGUGAUGAUUUCUUUCUCUCCUAACCCCAUGCUACCAACCAUUUUCUGGAAAUCGAGCAGGCGUGGUAGUAAAUCAUACAGUUCACAUGAUCAUCUGAGAUCAAUAUGAGCACAAAACUCAUCAAGUAGGUCUGCCUGGAAUGUAUAUAAAAUAAUGUAAAUAAAAAUUUGUAAAUUAGUGUGAAUUGUAUCUUGCAUAUGAGAUUGUGUAUUGUUUUGCAUUCUCUUCCCUGUUGUAGAAAUUUUUCUGUAAGGAAAUGAUUCAGCUUGUUGGUUUUAGACUAAAAAUAACCAACAGUUGUGGCUGCACAGUGAGAUCACAGGAACUGGAAAUAGGGUUUGUUGGCUUUGGUUAAUGUCAGUACUUAUUUAUUUAGCCUCUUAGUGCCUAAUAAGACUUUUCUUUAUUUUUUAGUUAGCUGUUAGGUUUUGUGAGGUUAGAUUCCUGGAAGCAGUGAAUUUAUACACGGUUACAUUAAUAGAGCUCCAUUCUUUGAGUCAUGAUUCCAAGCUAAAAGAAGUUAAAAAUAUAAUUUAGUAAUUUCCUAUUUUUAGGGUUGUUAAUCUUUUUCUACAAAAGAAAACCUUGAAAUUUUAUAUGUCCCAGUGUGAAUCUAAGUUCCAUAUAUACAGAAAUAAGACAAAUAGUAAGUCUUUAGUUCAACUUAAGCAUAUCUCAAAUGACUUUUCUAAUUUUAAAGUUGAUCAUGAUAAGAUCAUAAAAGACAUAAGUAAUCUUCUAAUGAUAACUAUUUCCAUUUUUGCUGAACUAAAAAUAUUUAACGUCAUAAAUAUAUGUUACUACAGCUUCCAGAUUUAAAGAAAAAGGUUUCCCCCAGACACUCUCAAUUAAAAGUUAGAACCCUCCAUUUUAAAAAUUAUACAGAAAUUUCUUUUUUACAUUACACAGAAGCCUUCUAUACCAUUUUACGAAUUCCUGUCUUCAUAAUAUAAAUAAAAAUACUGUCAUUUCAAUUUUUAGCUUUAAAUUUCUUUUAAUAAGCAUUCCAAAGUGAUACAGAUGUAUGCUUUUAAUCAAUCAGUCAUUCCAUUGAUAGACAAAGUUAGCAAUGCUUUGCACUAGGAAAGUUAUUAUUGACAGCAACUUGUGCUAUUUUAUGCAGAAGACAAACGCCAAUAAUUAUGCACAGAGGAAAAAUAAUUUUAUAUGUGUGAUAAAGCAGCCUCAUUUUUCAAAAGAGAUUUACUCUGGUUUUUCUUUAGUCCGUUAGAUUUCAGAAUGUCCUUUUACUGGGAAUUUAAUUACAUAUUAAGAUGACCUAUUUUUAAUUCUUUUUGAAAAGAAAACAUUAUUGGUUAUAUUGAACCACCUUAUUUAAAAAUUUUUAACUUUUAUAUACCACUUGUGUGAUUCCAGUGUCAUGUCUUGGGUUUGAUGUCAUUGGACAGAAAAGUAUAUCAAUUAUUUUUAAUGAAUUUCUUCCCAUGUUUGAGGCUCAGUCUGUAAAUGAGUUGCUGUAACAGGAAAUUCUUGGGUAUACCUUACUUGAAUACUUGGAAACUGAAAUUAAUAAGAUGUCUUACAUAAUGAAUCAGAUUUUUCUGAACAGUUUUUACACUGAAAAUCUUCAUUUCUGGAUUACAAUUUGAAAUAGAAUGAAGACCUGAAUUAUUUGGAUAGAAAAAAAUUGAUAGUGCUUAUCAGAACUGUAAACUCUUGUUUGAUGCAUCAAACUUGGAGUUCUUUUGUAGAUUUCUCUCCUGCAAUUUUCUUUUUCUUCUUUUCUGUACUUUAUGCACUUACUAUACUACUGAUGUUAUAAAAGAGCAGGGUUAAAAAUACUGUAUCGGUAUUCAUGGUAAAUCCUGUAGCUUUUCUAGUUAUCAAAAAAUUGCUUUCUAAAAUAUUUUGAAUCCCUUUUUUUUGGUUAACAUCUUACCCAUUAAUAGUAUUUUGAAUGUCAUUAUCCAUUUUAGUACAACACCUAUAUUUAUAAAAAUUUGAAAACAUUACAUAUUGUAUUUGGAACUAAUUAGUGAAGAAUAAGAAAAAUAUGACCAACAGAAUUGUGAGUGUUGAAUUAGUUAAAUUUCAAAACUCAUAAUAAAGGAACUUUCAGAUACGUUGGAACCAGUGGUAUCCCUGUAAACUAGCUCCUGUGACUAGAAAAGACCCCAAAAAGGCAGUGGAGGAGAUUAGAGUGUUUACUUGCUGUGGUUGUUGGUGUGCUGCUACUUAAUUAUAAGUAGUCACACACUGAAAUUCUUACUAUCCAGUAAUCUCAAGUAGUUUCCUGUAUUUAUCUGUACUAAAUUGACUAUAAAGUGAGUCUGCAAAGAGGAUACUUUUUGACUGUACUGUAUUUAGGAGGCUUUGUACAGCUAGUCAAAUCUCCAUGAUACGAAGUAUUUGAGUUUGAAAAUAUACUGUUACUAAAAGGAAGAAGACAUAGCCAUUAUUCCAUGUGCUUAAAUGAUAAUUUUCUUAUUCAGUUUCAGAAGAAAAGGAAUGAAAUUGAGUAACUGUCAAUGCGUUAGCUGUAUGUUGAAUUGGGAAAUUGUGGCAUAAAGCUUAAAUUCGUGUUUAUCAAAUGUGAACCAUAGUAGUAUAAUGCUGCUUUGUAUAUAAUGUAAGUGCUACGAAUAGUCUCAGCACUGAAAAUGUAUUGAUACCUCUUAAAUGAAUGCAACUUUUGAUGUAGGUGUUUUGAUAUGCCUCAGAAAAUAUCUGAGUGUCUGAGAAUUUGUUAAUCUGUUUCGUAAUGAAGAUACUUCCUGGUUUUUUUGUUUCAUAAUUUCAUGUUUAAAAUUUAAGUUUUACAUUUUUACUACUGUUAAUUUAAGUUAAAAUUUGUUCUGUGGAUAAAAUGGGGUUGGCAGUGAGGAAAAUUAAGAACAGCCCCAUUCAUGUAACUGCUUAAGUAAAAAUACAUUUUCACUGUGUGUUCAUAAACUUUUAAUAAAGCUAUUUGUCUUUCUGUUUAAAUAUAAGUGAUGUUUAGGCUUUGUUUCUGUUAAUAAGGCUUUUUACCAUUGAUUAAAUGAAGGAAUGUAUCUUUUUGAAGAGAUUUAUAUUCUGUAAAUAAAAAUUGGUUGUAACAAUAAAUUGAGUUCUAACUACA
Saimiri boliviensis boliviensis (Bolivian squirrel monkey) is the source of this 7099-nucleotide messenger RNA. It is a transcript of the gene ETNK1, whose product is annotated as ethanolamine kinase 1. Gene Ontology annotation, cellular component: cytoplasm. Gene Ontology annotation, molecular function: ethanolamine kinase activity. The record is from RefSeq and is a predicted model, not a curated record. Gene Ontology annotation, biological process: phosphatidylethanolamine biosynthetic process. NCBI's taxonomy places the organism in Eukaryota, Metazoa, Chordata, Mammalia, Primates, Cebidae.